UCUGGGGCUGGCCACGCCUGCGCAUUUAGCGCUGAGCCGAAGAUCCCAGCGACCCCUGCGUGCGGCCCCUUAGGCCUCGGGCUGCCCCGCGCUCGCUUCUCGUGGGCAUCACUGUGAAAACGGUUCGGAGUCCAGCUCUGGUUUCUGUGAACUCUGGUUCUCCAGGCAAGUAAACCCCAAGGAAUACUGACCAGUUCUUGAAUUUAUAAACUAUGGCCCAUGGAUCAGUGAUAUUCAGUGAUGUGUCCAUAGUCUUCUCUCAGGAGGAGUGGGAAUACCUGGACUUGCAACAGAGGGACUUGUACAGAGAUGUGAUGUUGGAGAACUACAGCAAUUUAGUCUCAUUGGGAAGCUUCAUUUCUAAACCAGUUGUGAUUUCCUUACUGGAACAAGGAAAAGAGCCCUGGAAAGUUGUGAGGAAAGAAAGAACACUAUAUUCAGAUUUGGAGACCAGGUAUGAAACCAAGAGGUUAUCCUCAGAAAAUGACAUUAAUGAAAUAAACUUAGUCCAGUGGAAGAUAAUGGAAAGAAUUAACACACAUGGCCUUAAGAAUCUAAUUUUAAAAAAUAAUUGGGAAUCCAAAAAAAAUUUUAAAGGACAAGAGGGAUAUUUUGGACAAGUGAAAAUAACAUCUCAAAAAGUGUCCUCUUACCAGAAACACACAUCUCUUACUCCACAUCAGAGAAUUCAUUUUGUUGAGAAACCCUAUGAAUGUAAAGAAUGUGGGAAGGCCUUUAGAGUACGCCAACAACUUACUUUUCAUCACAGAAUUCACACUGGUGAAAAGCCCUAUGAAUGUAAGGAAUGUGGGAUGGCCUUUAGACAGACUGCCCACCUUAAUCGACAUCAGAAACUUCAUAUUGUUGAAAAACAGUAUGAAUGUAAGGAAUGUGGAGAAUCUUUCAUGUCUGGCUCAGACCUUAGAGUACAUCAGAAAAUUCAUACUGGUGAGAAGCCGUAUGAUUGUAAGGAAUGUGGGAAGGCCUUCAGAGUGCGUGGGCAACUUACUCUUCAUCAGAGGAUUCAUACUGGUGAGAAACCCUAUGUAUGUACAGAAUGUGGAAAGGCCUUUAGACAGUAUGCACACCUUACUCGACAUCAGAAGCUUAAUACUGCUGACAAACUCUAUGAAUGUAAAGAAUGUGGGAAAGCCUUUUUGUGUGGCUCUGGCCUUAGAAUACAUCACAAACUUCAUACUGGUGAGAAACCUUACGAAUGUAAGGAAUGUGGGAAGGCCUUUAGAGUGCGACAACAACUAACACUCCACCAGAGAAUUCAUACUGGUGAGAAACCCUAUGAAUGUAAGGAAUGUGGAAAGACCUUUAGUCGUGGUUAUCAUCUUAUUCUUCAUCACAGAAUUCAUACAGGUGAGAAACCUUAUGAAUGUAAAGAAUGUUGGAAGGCUUUUAGUCGUUACUCACAACUUAUUUCACAUCAGAGCAUUCAUAUUGGUGUUAAACCCUAUGACUGUAAGGAAUGUGGGAAGACCUUUAGACUACUCUCACAACUUACACAGCAUCAGAGUAUUCAUAUUGGUGAGAAACCCUAUAAGUGCAAGGAGUGUGGGAAGUCCUUUAGAUUGCGCCAAAAACUUACUUUACAUCAGAGCAUUCAUACUGGGGAGAAACCCUUUGAAUGUAAGGAAUGUAGGAAGGCCUUUAGACUUAAUUCAUCACUUAUUCAACAUCUGAGAAUUCAUUCUGGGGAGAAACCCUAUGAAUGCAAGGAAUGUAAGAAGGCCUUUAGACAGCAUUCACACCUAACCCAUCAUGUGAAAAUUCAUAAUGUAAAACUAUAAGAAAGCCUCAGUCCUGUGUUGUAGAAUCUUUAUGGGUGUAGUAAUUAAUUCCUUUUGCUUCAUACAUGCAAUCAUCUUGGCAUAUGUGGUUUUGUAGAAUUUUUAAAAUGUGGUAAUUUAGAAAAAAACCUUUGAAAAUGGCAGUGUGUCCCGAGCCUUGUCCCAGAGCAGAUAGAACGAGCAACUAAAUCGAAUAACAUCCACCCCAAAUUGGCGAAGUAGACACAGCUGGUGAGACAGUUCGCAGCCGGGAAGGGCAGAGAACACCUGGAGAACGGUAAAAUCAGGAAUCUGGGCUGGGGAGAACUGUGAGACCUUCCAGCCCAGAGGGUCAGAGGGAAACCGCAUGGCACAGAGUCCGUGUCCCUUGGGUCAGGCACAGCAUCUCUCUGUGGAAAGAAGGUCUGCAGGACUGCUGGUGGCAGGGGAUUCUAGAUCUGGGUCCACAGUCACGACAGACUGAGCCCAGAGGGGGCAUUCAGGACAGCUGCCCAGACCUCACUUUGCAGGGAGGAGGGGGGUUCACACAGGUACAGCUCUUUCCCCUCCUGUGGUCUUCGCUUUUCUUUGCUGAACCUAGUUCAUAGGACCUUUCGGAUAUGGACACUCACCUGCGGCUGAGGUGUGGACUUGUGGAGUCUGGGGAGAGGAGAGGGUCCGGGAGAGGUGGCCACGAGUCUGGCACUGAGUCAUACCUGAGCCCGGAACCUGGGCAGCCAUUUUCUCCUGAAGAGAUAGCCCCUCCCUGCAGUCUCCAGGCAACCAAUACAGCCACACCCAGACUACACCCUGAGUGGUACAAAGGGGAAAAAAAAUCUGAAUAGCCCCUGAGAAUCCACAGGGACUGGCCUGAAGAGAGGCCUUCAGUCCCAGCAACAGGAAACUGAGAAGCCACAAAGAGUACCGAAGAGUGGGAUCUUAAAGGAAUGCCAAAGGAAUGACACUUCACUUUUUCGUUUUUAUUUUAUUUUAAUAUUCUUAUCUCUUUUUCCUUUCUUCUUUAUUUCCCUUUUUUCAUUUGUUUCUUUAUUUUCUAUUUCUUUUUCGCAUUAUUUUUCCAUCAUUCUAUUUUAUUUUUUAUCCUCUUUUUUAAUCAACUUUUUCAAUUUAUUAUUAUCAUUAUCAUUAUUUUCUUCUCUUUUUCUUCUUAUGCACUAAUCCUCUUUCUACUUUCUCUAUACUAAACUGAGGUCCUCCCCAUAUUCAUCCAAUUCUUAACGUUACUUUCUGUAUAUAAGAUUCUGCCCCCACCCUCUUUACUGGGAAUUUGGUGUUUGUAAGUUUUGGUUUACCUAUUUGUUUUCUGGUGCUCCCACCCCCCGCACCCCCCAUAUAUAUUUUUUCCUUUUUUCGUUUUCUUUCAUACCAUUUUUUCUCUCUUAUCAUUUGUGCUCUCUUUUCUCUCCCCUACUUCUCUUUUCUCUGGUGGUCACUUAUAUUGGGGUUAUUGGUGUCGUGAGUACAUUCGUGUUUUGUUCCCUUUAUGUCGUGUCUUGUCAAAGUGAAUUUUAACCUGUUUGGCCUAGAGAGUGAGCUAGAAAGUAAGCCACAUAACCAGACCCUCGGAGAGGAGACUCCAUCCACGAGUGGGUCAAUAACACUCCAGGCCCAACAACAGAGGCAGUAAGAAGGCAGCAGUAAGGGAGAGAGCAUGAGUGAGGGGGAGCAAAAGAGUGUGGGGUGUGUGUGACUGAGGCACACUUAGAUCCCACAGGACCUUUGGGGGCAGGCUAACCGGGCUCACCUAACUACGCAGCCUCUGUUACCAUUGCAAACAGUCCCAGAGCGGCUGGCUCUUCCUCAGAGGCCUCGCCUUUUUGAAGGGGAGAGCUGCUGUGACCAAGAGCCCAGCCUCACCUCCACCCAGGGUGCCCUCAGAUAACACCCGGGACUCUACAGCCACCCCUGCCAGGGACCUGCUACCUUGGCUGCAGUCCCACAGUCACCGAAACUCCAGCCACCCUGGGCACAGGCUCCUGUGAGUUCCAAAGCAUGCUCCCCUUUGACCAGCCCAACACUUUAGCCCAGGGCACUGCGACCAUGCGAGCAGCAGCCCCGCAAGCAGCCUCAUGUGGCCUGCUCCCAUCCGAGGAGCAGCAGCUGUGCAUGCAGCCCACACCCAUCCAAGUAGCAGCAGCUGUGUGAGAAGCCCACCCUGGUCAAAAGAGCAGCCUGCACCCCCCGCCCCCCCAAAGGAGCAGCAGCCACAUGAGCAGCCCGCCCAUGACCAAGGAGCUGCAGCCUCAUGCGGCCCACCCCCAUCUGAGGAGCAGCAGCCUCACGCACAGCUCACUCCCAUCUAAGGAGCAGCAGCUGUGUGAGUGGCUUGACCUGGUCCGAGGAGCAGCAGCUGCCCGAGCAGUCCGCCAUGGUCUAAGGAGCAGCAGCCGCACAAGCAGCCUGCCCCUGCCAAGGAGCAGCAGCCGCGGUGCAGCCCGUCCCAUCCGAGAAGGAGUAACCACGUGAGCAGACAACCCUUGUCCGAGGAGCAUUAGCCACGUGAGCAGCCCGCCUCCAUUCAAGGAGCAGCAGCUGUGCGAGUGCCCCCCCACACCCCCACGCCCCCGUCCAAGGAGCAGCAGACUCAUGCGCAGCUCACCCCCAUCAGAGGAGCAGCAGCCACGCAAGCAGCCUACCCCUGUCUGAGGACCACAUGAUCUCAUUUAUGGAAUAUAAUGAAUAACAAACUGAUGAACAAAAACAGAUCCAGAGACAGAGAAGCAUUGAUCAGACUGUCAAACCUCAGAGGGAAGGUAGGGGAAGGUGGGGGUAAGUGGGAGAGAUCCACCAGAGGACUUAUAGCAUGCAUAUAAGCUUAACCAAUGGACACAGACAACGGGGGUGAGGGCAUGAGUGGAGGUUUGAGGGGACAAUGGGGCAAUAAGGACACAUAUGUAAUACUUUAAUCAAUACAGAACAAACAUUAUAAAAAUGUGGUAAUUUAAUGUAUUCUACCAUUACUCAAACCUGAUAAACUUCACAUUCAUUCUAAAAACUGAUCUUAAUAUAACAAAUGUGGGAAAGACACUUAUCUCUAUCCCAUCACUUUCCUACUUGUAUUUUAUUGAACAAUAUGCUAUUAACUGCUCUGCAUUACAAUUUAUUCAUUUGUAAAAUCUAUAAUAAUAAAAGUGUAAUAUGCUGAUUA
Myotis daubentonii (Daubenton's bat) is the source of this 4947-nucleotide messenger RNA. RefSeq names its product ZFP82 zinc finger protein (gene ZFP82). Lineage: Eukaryota; Metazoa; Chordata; Mammalia; Chiroptera; Vespertilionidae. The record is from RefSeq and is a predicted model, not a curated record. Gene Ontology annotation, biological process: regulation of immune system process; negative regulation of transcription by RNA polymerase II; regulation of cytokine production. Gene Ontology annotation, cellular component: nucleoplasm. Gene Ontology annotation, molecular function: RNA polymerase II cis-regulatory region sequence-specific DNA binding; DNA-binding transcription repressor activity, RNA polymerase II-specific.